AUGACCAAGUAUUGUUUAUGUAAUAAAAAAGUGCUUCUCGUUAUUGAUGAUGCGGAUCAGUUAAACCAACUGGAAGUAUUGGCUGGAAAGAAAGACUGGUUUGGUUUGGGGAGCAGAAUCAUUAUUACAACCAGAAAGGAAUGUCUCUUGAUUGAACAUCUCAUAGAGAAACGAUAUCAGCUCUUGGGAUUACAGGACAGUGAAGAUUUUCAUCCCCCCAGAAGGUAUGAGCAUGAAGGAGAUUUUAACUUGCAACUGCAUAAGAAGCUGCCUGAUUCAAUCGAACAUCGAAAAGAUGAUGAACCCACUAAAGUUCAGUCAAAGAACGAUGAACAAGUUGGCAAAGUUCCCAAUGCUGUUGAAGAUGGUGUGAACAUGGAUUCUCCUCCUAAUUUCAAGGUGUGUGUUGGCUGCAAGAGGAAUAUUGAACAUGGGGCACAUAAAAAUUGGAAAGGCACUCAUCAGUGGCAUCCACAUUGUUUUCGCUGUCAUGCUUGCGAUCUUCCAAUUACUGUUUAUAAAUUUUCGAUGCAUGAGAAUCAUCCUUACCACACGCUCUGCUACAGGGAGCGGCAAUUACGAUGUGGUGUUUGUGAAAAUUUAAUCCCAUCAAAUUCAGAUGGUCAAGUGAAGACUAUGGUACAUCCUAUCUCGCUACAAAGAUCCUGUCCCUCUCAUGAGGACGACGGAACUCCUAGGUGUUGUGGCUGUGCAAGAAUAAAGCCUAGGAACACCAUAUAUUAUUUACUUAAUGAUGGUCGGCAUCAAUGUCUGGAGUGCCGGGACUCGGCGAUUACUGAAGCUGACCAAUGCGAAGCCCUUUUCCUUGAAAUACAAGAAGUGUUUGAUUUGAAAUUUCAAGAGAAAAAUAUUCUACUACACUUUGUCGAUAAAACAGAAUUCUUAAAAGUGAGUAAGGCCGCUGUGGGAGAAAAGUAUGGUGGCCAUAGUAAACAGUUGGUAAUAGCUAGAUUUACUACCAACAUCAAGAGAUCUAUUUUAUUCAGCUUGAAGCGCCCCGAAGUAACAGCAAUUAAGAUACUGAGUGGUCUUCCUAGGCUGACGACAGGGUUCCUUAUGGCUCAGACUAUGAUGCUAGCAUGGCUAAAGGUUAAAUGUUAUCGAAUUCGAAAUAUGAGCCCACAGGUUAAAAUUGAUAUGAGCCAAGUGUUGGGCCAUAUGUGGCUGGAAUUUGUGAUGAAUUCUGUGUCAGACUUCGAGAAGAAGCUUGGUAACUUUUAUCAACGCCGAAUUGAGUCAGCUAGUGGAGAAGGGUUCAGGUUAGGUAGAAAAGCAGUACUCAAGCAUGGUCUAAGACAGACCGUUGACCAUAUUGCGAUGACAGGAAGCUUUCCACUUGUAUAG
Prunus persica (peach) is the source of this 1365-nucleotide messenger RNA. Its product is annotated as protein DA1-related 1-like. Bases 1 to 1365 code for a protein of 454 amino acids. The record is from RefSeq and is a predicted model, not a curated record. Lineage: Eukaryota; Viridiplantae; Streptophyta; Magnoliopsida; Rosales; Rosaceae. The transcript has a single exon. Gene Ontology annotation, molecular function: ubiquitin binding.